Hippocampus zosterae (dwarf seahorse) is the source of this 1776-nucleotide messenger RNA. Its product is annotated as TPA-induced transmembrane protein homolog. The transcript is spliced from 8 exons. The coding region runs from base 201 to 965 and encodes 254 amino acids. The record is from RefSeq and is a predicted model, not a curated record. Lineage: Eukaryota; Metazoa; Chordata; Actinopteri; Syngnathiformes; Syngnathidae.
GUUUAUUUUUUUCGCCUGACUUUGAAAUUUGGCGUCAAUCGGAACCUAAACCAAGAGGUUUUGUACGUUCGUUUUAUUUUUCGGUUUAUAAUAUUACGCCUACCCGCGAAAGGCAGGUUUGUCGUAGUCGGUACAUUUCCGGGUUCAGACUCGUUUUUUUGGUGUUGGUUUUAUUUUUCCUCCUCCCAUCUUUGGGCAGGAUGACCACUGACGUUGAGAUGCAAGCCUUCAAAACGAACGGCAGCGACGCCGUGGGACGGUCGCUGACAACGGGCAAUGGUGCCAAUCACGCCUACAAAUGCCGCGACGAGGGAAGCGUGCUGCUCAGCGCUCAGCGGAACGGUCACAGCGGCGAGAUGAUGCCUUCAGGAUGUGUGACAGCUGAGACUUGUGCAGGUUCUAAGGAGAGUGCGGCGCACAAGGUGAAGCGCGAGCUGAGCGAGGCGGUGUGCGGCAAAGUGCGCCUGUGGAUGCUGCUCGUCUUGCUGGCCGUCGUCAUCGUCGCCGUGGUGCUCAUCUCGCUGGGUGUGUGCUCAGCAAUUCACGAGGACGUCGAUGAGAAGUUCAACCGGUCGUCGUUCCGUGUUGCUCGUCUCUUCAACGGCAGCUUCAGUCUACCGGGCCUCACCUUCACCGAGGACCUGCUCAGCCUUUCGUCCAAUCAGAGUCGAGCCCUCGCCGGCGACCUGCAAGGCAAGCUGUCAGACGUGUACAGAUCCUCGCCCGCGCUUGGCCGCUACUUCUCCAAAGCGGAAAUUUACUCUCUCCGGCCCGGCUCGGUGAUCGCCGAGUACCAGCUGACGUUCGUCAUGCCCGAGGAGCACCAGGAGCAGCUGAGGAACUUCACGCUGAGCCGGGAGAUGGUGUACAACGUACUGCGGCAGUUCCUCUACGACCAGGAGGCCGGCGGCGUCUCCCCCUUCUCCGCUUUGUACAUCGACCCCGUUUCCCUCGAGUUGUCAUGAGGUGGCGUCCGCAGGAUUUGAACCCAUUUUUGACUGUGAGGCCGAGGUGCCAACCGCGGUAGCCCCCGUGCCGCUCAUGAAACAUAUUGAACAGUAACUGUCAAAAUUCUCCGUCCGAAGCCACGUCACUACGAGAGGCUCUUGGAGCAGACGAGUUUGUUUACGUGUACCUAAUGAAGUGGCCUCGGAGUGGACCUCAGGCACGUUUGACCUUCGUGUUUUUCUACGGAUGAACAAUAGAGGGCGCCCGUGUUCAUUUUUCACGACUUCCUGACAUUUUUCAUAACUUUUGUUUUUAAAUUACUGUUGCUUACCAAACUUCACAAAAUGGACUUGCAUGUUAUUCCUCUCCGAAGAAUAACAUGUUAGUAAGCUUUGAGAUGUUUUUUUUUAAAUAAAACAAUGUUAGAAUGAAUAUACAUGUGCAAUAUGUUUCCUGUCCAAUGACCGACAGUGUCCCAACUUGUAACUUCUUUUUUCUUUAAAGAAUUCUACAAAUAUCAAACUCAGAAAAUGCAUAUAUAUUUGUCAGGUUAUUUUUUACUAUAUUAAAAAAAAAGAUUUUUAGUCAGCUUUGUCCUUUGCCACCCACGCGCCAGUGGACAAUGUGAGACUCUCGUCGUGCCAAAACCGGCUUUCUUUUCCCGUCACUAACCGGCGUGGCUAACCGGAUUAAACCUGUUGGUGCCAAAUUUUUGUGAACAAACAUCCUGACACUAUUUUUGUGUGUAUCAAUCAAAUUACCUCAUCGCUCUCCAGAUCAAUCCAGGUUGUCCUUGACACUUCCUAUUAAAUGCCCUGUAAAUGCUGA